AUGAAGUUCUCCGUUGCCUCCAUCCUCGCUUUGGCUACCGUCGCCCUUGCUGCCCCAACCAAAGACCACGGAGGUGAUCAAUGCAAAUACGUUCCUUGUGUCGACAAAGACUUGAUUGUCGUUGAUGCUAAUGUCGACGUCGACCUUGGAAUUAUUGACCUUGACCUUGACCUUGACAUCGGGGUUGGGCUUUUCAAGAAAGAAUGCAAGGCAUACUGCUGCCACAAGCCUUGCAACAAGGGCGAGCGCAUUCCCAACACCUGCUGGGUACGCCACUAA
Messenger RNA from Metarhizium brunneum ARSEF 3297, 279 nucleotides. RefSeq lists its product as uncharacterized. The record is from RefSeq and is a predicted model, not a curated record. Lineage: Eukaryota; Fungi; Ascomycota; Sordariomycetes; Hypocreales; Clavicipitaceae.